Messenger RNA from Rotaria socialis, 663 nucleotides. The record is from the annotation of a GenBank genome assembly. Lineage: Eukaryota; Metazoa; Rotifera; Eurotatoria; Philodinida; Philodinidae.
AUGAUGGAUGACUAUGCUGUGGAUCUAUCAUUAAAUUUAUUUGAUAAUGAUGAUUAUGAAUUGGGAUUACAUAUUCUUGAUGACAAUGGCGAUAAAUUGGGAUUAGAUAUUCUUGAUGAAAUGCCGCCAUUCGAUUUUGAUACUGCUAUGAACCCUUAUGCUUUGGAUCCUUCUUUGUUUGAUCGCGCCGAUCUAGGCAGUUUUAUAGAUGAUUCGUUGUCGUUAUCUAACGAACUUCAACCAACAUUUAUUCAAAAUGAAUAUGUCUCGAACAAUACUUUAAUAAAUUCAAAAGAUUGGCAGAUUAUGGAUUCAGUGUCGAAGCGUCAAAGACCACCACGCCUUUUCGAAUUUCUUUUUCUUCUAUUAAAAAAUCCAAAUUAUACGUCGUACGCAUCUUUUACGAACAAGUCUCAGGGUAUUUUUCAAAUCCAUGAACCUGACAAAGUUGCUAUGCUUUGGCAACAAGUGAAAAGUAGACAAUCACUUAAACAAAUGAACUACGAUAAAUUUGCGCGUGCGGUGAGAUGGUAUUAUAAAUUAGGUAUCAUGCAAAAAACAAAUUCUCGGUAUACGUUUCAAUUUUCACCAAAAACAUUGGAAGCGUUUCAUACCAAUCACAAUAAUAGCACAAAUUUUUACUAUCCUGAUGUGACACAGUAA